This is a messenger RNA of Plasmodium vinckei vinckei, 5832 nucleotides long. RefSeq names its product protein kinase, putative. Bases 1 to 5832 code for a protein of 1943 amino acids. Gene Ontology annotation, biological process: protein phosphorylation. Gene Ontology annotation, molecular function: protein binding; ATP binding; protein kinase activity. NCBI's taxonomy places the organism in Eukaryota, Apicomplexa, Aconoidasida, Haemosporida, Plasmodiidae. The transcript has 5 exons. The record is from RefSeq and is a predicted model, not a curated record.
AUGGGAGAUUUGAAUAUUUUAGAAAAAGAAAAUAAGAAGAAGAAAAAAAAAAAGAAAUUACGGAGUUCUAAUAAAAACAAUGAGAAAAAAAACAAAGAUAAAAAUAAAAUAUGUGAAAAAGAAUUUGUGCAAUCAUAUAAGGAACAAAUAGAAGAAAUCGUGGCACUUAAUCAUAUUUAUUUCCCAAUAUAUGUGGAAAAUCCAGGGCAUAUAAAAAAAUAUGACAUACCAAAUGAUUUAAUGAGUGAUGACAUUUUUUUAAAAAAUAGUAAAGAGCUGGAAUCAGUUGUUGUUAUUGAUAUGAAUGAUGAAAUAGACACAGCUAGAUGUUUUAAGUUUUGUAUAUUUUUUAAUUUUGAUAAUGAUUUUCCAAAUUAUAAAGUAACAUUUUGUUAUGAUAAUAAAUAUCCGUAUUCAUUUCCCAACAUAAAUAUAUGUAUAAAUAGAAUAUUAGGAGAACAGGAAAUAAAUUUCAUAAUUUUAAGCAUAAAAAAAAUAUGCGCAAAAAAUUAUGGUAGAAUUAUGUUAUUUGAUGUUUGCAUAUUUUUAAAUGAGCAUAUAAAUAAAGUAUAUAAUGAUGGAUUUAAAAAUUUAUGGGAAGAAAUGAAACAUCGAGAAUUUGAUAUUGACAAAGAAGGAAAAAAGAAAGGAAAUUAUAAUAGUGAAAAAAAAGAAAAAAAUAAUGAAAAUAAUAUUGACACUAACAGUGAUAGCAACAAUGAAAAUAAUAGUAACAGCAAAAAUUGUAGCAAUAAUUAUGAUGAAGAAGAAAUAUUUGAAGCUAGCGAUGAAUGGGAUAGGACAGGUAUUGUAGAAGAAAAUAUGAACAUGUCAGGCAAUGAAAAUGAAAUAACAAAAUCAAUAAAAAAUAAUAAUAGUAAUAAAAGGUAUUCCAUAAAUAAAGAUAGUAGUAAUGAUAUAAAAAAUUAUUUAGAACAAGAUGAAAAUGAAAAUAAUACAUUAUAUGGAACAUAUGAAUAUUUUAUAAAUAUGUCUGAUGCGAACAAAUUGUCUGGAUUUUCUUUUAUUAAUAGCUACACAUUAAAUAAAAAUAUAAAAGUUAGUAAAAAAAAAAAAAAUAAAGAAAAGGUAAAUAAUGCUGUAACAGUAGAAGAUGAAUUAAUUCAAAAUUAUGAUCUUGAAAUUUUCGAAAAAAAUAGAAUGAUAAAAUGUGAAUAUAAUAAUAUAAAAAAUUUUAAUAUUAUUAAAAAAAUACCCAUAGGUUAUUAUAAAAAUACGCUUAUAGCUAAACAUAUUAUAGACACAAACAUAUAUAUAAUACACACAUAUACAAUUUUAAAUGAAAUUCAAUUUUUAGCAUUUUAUCUAAAUCACAUAUUAUUCUGUAAUAGAGGGUUUAAUUUGUUUUGCAACCUCUUAAAUGUCGAAACUGAAAAUCAGAAAAAAAAGCAACAACGAAAAAAAUGUAAAAAAAAUGAAAAAAUGUUUAGAGGAUUUCUAUACGAUCUUGGUAUCAUAAAAAAUGUGUCUCGUAAUGAAGAGGAAGAAAUUUCUAAUCCAGAAACUAUUGACAAUGCUUAUAAUAUUGAUAGGGAUGAUUUUUUUAAUCAAAAUUUUCGAAAUAUUAAAACUCAAAAUAGUGAGUUCAACAAUAACGAAAACAAAAAUGAGCCAAAAGGGAUUCCUGAAGGUUCUUACACUGAAAUGCGCAGCAAAGGAUAUAGCAACUUAUACAACUAUGAUAAAAAUAAAAAAAAAAAUAAUAAAAUAAUUGAUUACAGCUGUGUUAAUUAUUUUUGUAGUGAAUAUCAAUUUUAUGCAAAUAAAAUGUGUGUUGUUAAUAAACAAAACGAAAAGACACUAUAUGACAUUUUAAAAGAAUUAAAUAUUUCUCGAUUAAAAGAAAUUAUUAAUCAUUAUAAAAUGGUUCAAAAAAUGAAUUUAAAAAAAAUAAUUACUGAGCUAGCUAAAUUAUCAAAAAUACAACAUAAAUAUUUAUUUCGAUAUCAUAUUUCAUGGUUAGAAAAAGAGUAUGUUCAAGAAAAUGACAAAAUAACACAACAAAGUAGUGCUCCAAAAAUAAUCGAUUUUAUGACAGAUUUUGUUUUAGCAGCAGUUGGUGAAUUUUCUGAUGUGUACAAAAAAGAAAGCGCAUUUGCAAGUCAUAAGAAAUGUAUUCCAAAUAAAAAUGCAGGAAAAGACGGAGAAAAUAUGACUGUUAAUGUAGAAAAUGUAGUAGAUGACAAAGACUCAUGUGGUAAUUCUUCAUCUACAAGCAUGAAAAAUCAAAGUAAAAAAGCUAAACGAAAUAAAAAAAAUAAAAACUUGUCAACUUUAAGAAAAAAUGACGAGGACAAUACAGCUAUCGCUAACAAUGACAAUACAUCUAUCGAUAACGACGAGAAUAGUAAUAAUUAUACGGAAAAGCAAAGUGAUAAUGAAGAUACAAGUACAGAGAUAAACAACUUAGACAAAAUAAAAUAUAUAGAAAAUUUGAUAAGCAAAAAAGAGAAGAAUAUAUAUAAAGUUUUAUAUGUCCAAUGUGAAUAUUGUAAAGGACAAUUAUUAGAAAAAGAGAUUGAAAAUAAUUUGUUUCAAAACAAUAAAUAUCUUAUAUGGAAUAUUUUUCGACAAAUUUUAGAAGCCAUAAAUUAUUUACACAAAGAAAAAAUAUAUAUCAAAAAUUUAAACACAAAAAAUAUGUACAUAGAUAAUGAUGAAUAUGGGUCUCAUAUAAAAAUUAUAAAUUAUAGUGUAACAAAUAUUAUCGAUUAUAUUUAUUUUUAUUAUUAUUCUUAUCUUGAAAAUCCUGACUAUUUUAAUGCCAUUUUUUGUGACUUUAAAAAGUAUAGUUAUGAUAAAUUUAAUUUUAAAUCACUUUUUAAUUAUAUGAAAAAGAUAAAAAAUGAAAACACCUUACCAAAUGAUGGUAGUAAUAAUACUAGUAAAAAAAGUGUAGAUUGUGAAAGAUAUGAAACAAAUGAUUUUUACAUACACUCAUAUAAUCAAUACUUUUAUAGCUUGCUAAAUAAAAAAAAUCCAAGUUUCGAAGAGUUAGAUAUAUUUUCAUUAGGUUUAAUAUUAUAUGAAUUAUGGCAUCCACCUUUUAAAACAAAAGAAGAAAAAUUUUAUAACAUAAAAAAUAUGAUUGAAAAGAGAAAAUUUUCAGACCAUUUCAUUAAAAAUAUAAAUAAUGAUGCUCUCAAAGUUUUAAAAUUUAUUUUAAUUAAUACAAUAAAUUAUGAUAAUAAUGAAACUGCUAAGAGUUUAGAGUACCCACAAAUUUUAUCUCUAAAUAUGAAUGGCUACAAAAAGGAUAGACAAGGAAAAGGACUUUCAAAAACGAAAAGUUUAAGAAAAAAUAAUGAAAAUUUAUUACCCCAAACAAAUUAUAUUAACAAUAAAAAUGGUAGCAAAAAGGAAGACAAGUUAAAAAAUAAUUUUAAUGAAACACAGAAAAAGGAUGAUCUAAAUAUAGUUAGCAAUUUUCAUCUUGCUCAAAAUGAUGAUAAUAAAAAUAAUGCAAGUGUGGCAAAUGAAAAAUGGGUCAUUGAAAAGGGUCGUAACUUAUCAUAUAAAAUAAAAAAAAAACGGAAUACGGAACCAAAUAAUAUUUUAAACUUUAUAAAUGGAAGUAACUAUUUUAAAACUCCACAAGGUGAUGAUAAACAAAGUAGUAAAAUAGGGGAAAGUGAAACUGUAGAAAAAAUAACAGCAGAAAGACUUUUAAACUCUCCUUUAAUACCUAUGGUAGUUCAAAGAGAUUUAUUUAAAUAUUUUUUAGAGAAACUCAAAAAUAAUUCAGCUAUCGAAUGUAAUAAUGUUAUAAAUAGUCUAUUAUAUAAUACUAACAAUUGUAAUAAUAAAAAUAGUAACAUGAUUAAUCAUAUAGUUAGUAAAAAACAUUCUUUCGAAACAAAUAAGAAUGCAGACAUUUAUACAAAUAUAAGGACAUAUGAAUAUGAUAUUAUUAAUAGUUAUAUUUUUGAAUAUUUCAAUGAUUGCUUGUCUAAAAAGUUUUGUACAUAUAAUCAACCAUUAGUUUUUCAACGUACAUUAAAAAGAGACAAUACACAUUUUGAUAAUAUUAUAAAAAAAAUAGAAUUACAAAAUGUAAAAAAACCCUAUAUAUAUACAAAAAAGAUAGAAAAAAAUGGAAAUAAAUUAUUUUAUAAUAAUUAUGAAAAAACAAAAAUUAAGAAAAAAAUAUACAAUGAUAGUCUCGAUUCAGUAUCAAAAGGAAUCAUAUCCAAAAAAAAAAAAAAAAAAAAAAAAAAUGAACAUAUUAAUAAUUCAUUUGAUGAGCAUAGAUUGAAAAAUAAUCUUGUCUUAAAAACAAAAGAUAUUAAACGUGUGUCUAAAAAUGGAAAGAAAAAUUUAGGUGACACUGAUCAGGAAUAUAAAGAAGAUGAGCAUUGUAAUUCCUUUACAACUGAAAAGAAAAAAAAUGAAAAUUAUUCUGAUCAAAUAGUCUAUGAAAUUUCAAACAGAUUUAACAAAAAAAUUGAACUAAUUGAUAAAAAUAAUAAACUAUUAUAUAUGCCAAUAUAUUUAUCAGAAGGAUACAUAAAUACUUUACAUAACUUUCCUAAUAAUAAAAAUAUUGUCAGUUCUUUUAUUUUUUUUCAAAACUAUUUUAUUCAAAAUAAUGAACAAAAAAUUGUAAAAAGAGAAAAUAGUAUAUUAUAUACUAACAUGAUAGUAGAUAAUGGGCAUACUAUUGGAGCUAGCCAAAAUGUCAAAGCUCAAGUUUUUUUUAAAGACCCUAAAAUGAAAGGUGUAAAUAAUAAUACAAAUGAAAACGAAGAAAAUAAUAACAUGAAUAACAACAUAAGUAGUGGGGAUAUAUGCUCAGACAUUAACAUAUUUUUUUGUAUAUAUCAAUUAAUUAUAUUAUAUAACGUACUUGAUAUUCUUCAACAUUUUGAACGUUAUAUAAAUAAAAUAAUUGUACGAUGGUCCUUCUCUAAUUUCCUUUUUAUUAUUAUUAAAGAUAUGCUAUCAAUAGAAUGUAAUGAUAAAGUUUAUUAUAUUUACACUAAAAUGGAAGAAGGAAAUAUGUCUUAUAAAGACUUAAAAAAUUUACUUCGUUUUCUUGAUAUAAAUUAUAAUGAGCAAAUACUAAAAAUUAUGUAUUCCCUAAUACAUGUUAGAGACAAUAAAAAUAUUCAUAACAUAUCUAAAGACAGUUUAUUAAUUAAAAUGGAAAAAAUAAAUAAAAUGUAUGGACUAAAAGAUCAUAAAAAUAAAUCAUAUAUUAAUUAUCUUAUAACUAAUAUAAUUUUUUUAAAUAAUCUUUUAUAUCACUUUAAUAAAAAUUCAAAUUAUAUUUUUGUUUGGGAUUUUUUUACAAAUAAAUAUAAGGAAAUAUUUAACUUUUCUUUCAUAUUUAAUAUUUUAUCAUAUCAUGAAAAUGAACAAAAACUAUUAUCAUUUGGUGGAAACAUUCCCAAGUCUAUCAACGAGAGUAGUGGUGCCAUCGACUUUCACUCUCCUUGUGUUGUCAUCACCACGAAGGCAUACAAAUUGUUAGUUCAUGCCUUUUCGCUAUACAACAAUUUGAUACACAACAACAUCAAGUGUGAGUGCAAGAUAUCGCCAAUCGUUGAAACCUCGAAGUUUGAGCAGGAGUUACUAAAAUACAGUCACAUAAAUAUGCAUGUACAAAUAAAUCAUAAGAUAAAUACAAAUCCUAUUGUAACUUCAGAUCAUUGUGAAAAUGUAUCAGAAAAUGUAGAGAAAAAUAUGACUGGAAUAAAUAACAUGAGUAUUAUAUAUAGUACCCAUAUUUUAAGAUUAAAUAUUAAAAAGAAUUUUGAAAAUGAAUUAUCAGUAAUAAAUUACACAAAACAGUUAUAUUCAAAACGAUGA